Iphiclides podalirius (scarce swallowtail) is the source of this 2148-nucleotide messenger RNA. Lineage: Eukaryota; Metazoa; Arthropoda; Insecta; Lepidoptera; Papilionidae. The record is from the annotation of a GenBank genome assembly.
AUGUUAUUCGUAUAUUUGCGACGGCACGUAGUUUUGCGUAGUUUUAUUUUAUAUUCAUAUUUAAAAAGAUAUUGCAAUCUAGAUUCAAGAAACAUGCAAGUUUUCACGCAAAAGCGUAACCCUAUAACUGGUAGUACUGAAUGGGAUGUACAACAUGAAGAUUACGACUUUCAUCAAGAAAUCGCGCGAUCAGCUUUCGCCGACAUGCUUCACGAUACUGAGAGAAACAAAAAAUAUUAUCGGGUAUUGCAGUUGGCUAUUGAAAGGAUGCAUAGUUUGGGAAAAAAAGCCAAUGUUCUGGAUAUAGGUACUGGUACGGGUCUCCUUUCUAUAAUGGCAGCCAAAUGCGGUGCUGAUUCAAUUGUUGCUUGUGAAGCAUUUAAGCCUAUGGCGGAAUGUUGUCUCAAGAUCCUGCACCGUAAUGGUGUAGCUGAUAAAAUUACAGUUAUACCUAAGCGUUCUACAGACAUAACUGUGGGAGAAAAUGGAGAUAUGAAAGAGAGAGCAAAUAUCCUUGUUACAGAAGUUUUUGAUACAGAAUUGAUUGGUGAAGGCGCCCUCUCUACAUUUUCCCAUGCACAUAAGCAUCUUCUAGAAGAAGAUUGUAUAGUAGUACCAGAUUCAGCUGUAAUUUAUGUACAAAUAGUUGAAUGUCCAACAUUGCAAAAAUGGAAUAAAUUGAAUGAUUUGGCGGACGAAGACUUGGAUAUAAUUUUGAAAACACCAAAAAAGAUGAAGGAAUGCGCCGGAUCCGCGGCAGUGCAUGACAUUCAGCUCUCCCAGCUGCCCCGUCAAGCGUUCCGUGAGCUCUCCGACCAAAUACCGGUGUUCUACUACGAUUGGUCCGGAAAAACGCCCGUCGACUUCAAGAGGACGGUGAGGCAGCAGUUCAAAGCCACCAACACGGGGAAAGCGCAAAUGGUGUUCAUGUGGUGGGAAUUAAACAUGGACCCCGAAGGGAAAAUCGUGCUCAGCUGCGCCCCCUGGUGGAGCCAUUCCGAGGCGGAUUUGAGCUCGGAGAGGCCCCAGGACACUGUACCGUGGCGCGACCACUGGAUGCAGGCGGUCUACUACCUGCCGCGGGAGAUGUCCCUAGAAAGAGACAAGGAAACCACUCUAAUCUCCUGCCAAGAUGAAUACUCGAUAUGGUUCUACCUGGAGGAUGAAGCGAUCGAGCAAAAAGACUACAAAAGGCCGGUGUGCGAUUGCGGAGUGCACAUGGCCCUGUCUAGGACGCACGUCUCAUACUUGAACGACGGCAGAAGGAGCAAGAGGUUCCUCUCGCAGCUGAAGGAGCAACUGGUCAAGAAUGCCGUGGUCUUAGACCUGAACGGGAGCAGCCUGAUGGGCCUCGCGUCGGCCAAAUUGGGCGCGAGACGCGUCUACAUAUUGGAGGGCGCGAACUUUAACGUGGCGAUCCUGAACGACUACAUAAAGGAGAACGCAAUCGGCAACGUAACAGUUGUGUCCGAAGUCAGCGACGAUGUGCUGGAGGUGGUCACGAAUGUCACCUGCGACCCAAACUUCAGUGCGGCCGUCCUGCCCUGGGAGAACCUGAAAGUGGCCUACCUGCUGUACAGAUACGGAAACAAACUGCGCAGCAUGCUCUCCGUUAUUCCCGAGGGUUUCGAGCUCUGGGCGAUGCCGGUCGAGUUCCAGGACCUGCACAAGAUAAGGAUACCCCUGGACGUCUGCGAGGGUAUCGACAUGACGGUUUUCGACAGUCUCGUCGAGAGCUCGCGCCUGAUAAGCGACGCGGAGAUCGAAGCCCAACCCCUGUGGGAGUAUCCGUGCGUAUCGCGCGGUGCGCCCAGGAGGCUCCUAGAGAUAGAUCUGUGCGCUCUGGCGCCCACCUACGCGACGGACGGCGCCAAUGCUGUCGCGGAUAUAGAAGUGGAGGGGACGCGGCCAGUUAACGGUUUCGCGCUUUGGUCGUGCUGGCGGAUUGGUGGGAAGCCCAUUAGUUCGGGGCCCGUCGAGUGGCCGGCAGUGGGAGAACGGGUCACCUGGGACCCCCAUUCCAGGCAAGCCGUGAAGAUAUUGAAAAAGUCCCAAGAAGUGAGCAGCGCUGACACUUGGAGUUAUCAAGUGGCGUGCGAUUUAGAGAAAGGGCACUUUAAUGUGAAUGUAGACUUGGUGCUCGAACAU